GACUCCGGACUCGACCCGGCAAAAUGGCUCUGCGGAGCGCAGGCAGGGCGCUGCAGGGGCUGUUGCGGUCUGCACCACUCAUGGCCCAGGGACCAGCCUCCUUCUACGGUACUUCCAUAGCAUCUGCCAAAAUUCAAGUGAAUGGAGUCCAUCUGCAUUAUCAGCAAACAGGAGAAGGAAACCACGCAGUUCUUCUACUUCCUGGAAUGCUAGGGAGUGGUCAAACUGAUUUUGGACCACAGCUUAAGUCUAUGAACAAGCAGCUUUUCACAAUUGUUGCUUGGGAUCCUCGGGGAUAUGGACAAUCCAUCCCUCCAUCUCGAGACUUUCCUCCAGAUUUCCUUGAGAGGGAUGCAAAAGAUGCUGUAGAUCUUAUGCAGGUACUGAAAUUUAAGAAGUUCUCUUUGCUGGGAUGGAGUGAUGGUGGCAUUACAGCACUCAUUGCAGCUGCAAAGUAUCCAGCUCUUAUCCACAAGCUCGUUGUUUGGGGAGCAAAUGCCAGUGUUACACAAGAGGAUGUGAGAAUUUAUAAUGGUAUCCGAGAUGUUUCAAAAUGGAGUGAAAAGGUUAAGAAACCACUGGAAGAGAUGUAUGGACAUAAGUACUUUGCAAAAACCUGUGAGGCUUGGGUAGAUGGAAUAUCCCACUUUGCUGAAAAAUCAGAUGGUAAUAUCUGCCAGCAGUUGCUGCCUCUUAUUAAAUGUCCCACACUUAUAAUUCAUGGUGAGAAGGACCCUUUGCUUCCACGCUCUCAUGCAGAAUACAUUCAUGAGAACAUCAAAGGCUCUCGGUUGCUUCUGAUGCCAGAAGGAAAGCAUAAUCUACACCUGCGUUUUGCAGAGGAAUUCAACAGACAAGUAGAAGACUUCCUAGUAUGAGUUCAACUGUAAAAUAAGUUCAGUUGUUUUUCCUUCUACUGUUCAGCCAUUCUACUUUCACUUUACACUUACUUGUUCUUUCCUACAGGACUCAAACCUAACUUGAGUCAAAAUGGAAAAACAUGAGGUUUGCAUAAGCUUACACUCAGAAUAGUGUUUAUGGAGCAUAUUCUUCAUACGCAUAAAAUCAGAAUUUAAGAACACAAGAACAGAAAGUAAGCCUCAGUGGAUCACAGCACUGCUGUGCUGCAGGGAUUUCUGACAUGCCUUUAAGCUUAUUUUAUGUCACACUAGCCAAAUAGCUAUUACUGAUCCAGCUGAGGUGAUUUAAAAAAAAAGAGAGACAUAAAACACUGUCUAGAAUACAUGCCUUUAUGUGAUCUUAAUAUUAAAGGACAAAGACAUUGUAAUAACUUGUA
Rhea pennata is the source of this 1297-nucleotide messenger RNA. RefSeq names its product biphenyl hydrolase like (gene BPHL). The transcript is spliced from 7 exons. Bases 24 to 878 code for a protein of 284 amino acids. The record is from RefSeq and is a predicted model, not a curated record. NCBI's taxonomy places the organism in Eukaryota, Metazoa, Chordata, Aves, Rheiformes, Rheidae. Gene Ontology annotation, molecular function: serine hydrolase activity.